This is a messenger RNA of Bemisia tabaci, 715 nucleotides long. NCBI's taxonomy places the organism in Eukaryota, Metazoa, Arthropoda, Insecta, Hemiptera, Aleyrodidae. The record is from RefSeq and is a predicted model, not a curated record.
UGUUACGUCUCGUUUAGAUCAUCAACUCGUUUUGAGUGGAAGUUACUGAUUAGAUUUGAUUAUCAUCAAGGAUGAUUGUGACAGUUUCCUAGGCAUCAAUAUUAUAAGGAGGACACUUGCUCGGUUAUUAUUUGUAAUAUCUGCUCUUGAAGACACAGUUCUUUACACUUCUGCAAUCACUAUCUCGAUAAAAAAGUGUGUGACCCAUUGAUAGCUGCUAUAUUUUAUUUUCAGAGAAAAUCUGGUAUCUUAAAAUUACUGUGAAUAGAGUAUAGGAGUUUUUGUGCAUAUGUGUAUACAAAUGCUUGAUGUAUGAACAUAAUGACAAGAUUCAUAAUUUGUUUGCGAUACACUACAACUGUGUUAUUUCAAUUAGUUUUCCUCUUUGUUUUAUUGCAUAUAUCUUUCGCAAUCGUUAAAAAACCACCCAAAGAGAUUAAGAAAAAAAUGAGAGAGCAGAAAAUCUUACCAGAUAUUGUUGAUCAUCCCGCCAAAUACGAACCCAAAGAGAUUAAGAAAAAAAUGGAAGAGCACAAAAUCUUACCAGAUAUUGUUGAUCAUCCCGCCAAAUACGAACUCAAGUUAAAGUAUUUCUAUGAACACAUUCCUAACUUUGGAAAUGAUCUCAAUCCACACGAUUUGGAUGCACCACCAUACUAUGUCAAUUUUGAACGGAGGUUGGACGUAGACGAGUACUAUACUAUGUUGAUGAUUG